Molecule: messenger RNA, 312 nt
Organism: Gilbertella persicaria
Lineage: Eukaryota; Fungi; Mucoromycota; Mucoromycetes; Mucorales; Choanephoraceae
Exons: 2
Coding region: 1-312 (103 amino acids)
Source: RefSeq, a predicted model, not a curated record
AUGCCUAAAGCAAAAAGAGAGACAGCUACUAAAAAGACACCUUAUGCUCGUCAACAGGGCAAAGACAAAAAGACAAGCAUAAAGAAUAAAAAACCACUGACCAAGUCUGAAAAACUAAAAAAUGCUGAUCUGACAGAAGAUCUCGACAAUAUCCUAGAGGAUCUUCAACAGCACCUCACUCCUAAAAAGAAAAAGCUGAAUAUCAAAAACGAUUCCAUGGAAGACACAUCCAAACUAGAAGAAGAACAACGUCUCUAUGAAAAGACACAAGAUGAUAUGGACGCUGCUCUAGGUCUAUUAACCAAACUGUAA